Messenger RNA from Vitrella brassicaformis, 869 nucleotides. The record is from the annotation of a GenBank genome assembly. Lineage: Eukaryota; Vitrellaceae.
GGUGGUCAGCAGCAGCUAAUCCAAUCGUUAAUGGCGAAGAAAGAGGCGCUCCAAAGGCUGCGGUGGCUUGUCCAAGAGAAACGGGCAGCAUCCGAGAAGCAGGCAGCAUCCGAGAAGAUCCUGCCUACAGCAUUCCCUCUCGACGAUGAAUCGGGCCACCAGGAUGAAAGGGAUGCUGAUGCGGACGCAGAUGCUCAUGACGAGGAUGCCACCGACGCAAGGGAGGGUGAGCAACAGCCCAAGACGAUAGGUGUCACUGACGGCCGCCAAGCUCAGCCUGGUGACAGCGGUGCCAAUCGUCGAUACUUUUGGCAAGGUGAGAGAGGGAGGCGCGGGGCAGAGAGAGGGAGAGAACGGCAUCCUGUCAUCCAGCUUGAUUGUUUGUUCAGACAAGGCGGCUCAGGUUGCUUUGAGGGAGAUGAAAUGGAAGAAGCAACAAACUAUCCGGGACCAGACAAGAGACGUCACUUACGAGUAGGCAAGCAUACCCAGUUACCCACCUGGUCACCGCUCAGUCAGGCGCGGCUCUGCAUUCGCAUCAGUGGUCUCUCUCUCUCUCUCUCUGCCCCGUGUGUGUGGUUACAUCAGCGCGACUGGAGCGAUUGUGGCCUGUGACUCUGAGAGGCAAGGCGAGCAUGCCCGGCAGGCCAUAUUCAAGGCUAAGAGGUCCUUCAGAAGGUCACAGAGAGGGCAGCCCCGUGUGUCGGUGACAGUGUUUGAUCGGAAACGGAAGAAAUGAGUUAGUUUGCCCAGGGAAGAAGACCGGGAUGGGUUGUCGGUGGUUUGAUGGGAUGCUGCUUUGGUGUGUGGCUGGAAGGGGGCGUGCAGCGGGGAGGAUGGGAGGCAGCAGGGAGGGAGGCACAAAUCGG